AUGUCCGUGUCCACGUUGAAUAUGACGCCCUACUUCACCGGAUACCCGUUUCAAGGCCAGGGCCGCAUGAACCAGCUCGGUGGCGUGUUCAUCAACGGACGGCCGCUUCCCAACCACAUCAGACUGAAGAUCGUCGAAAUGGCCGCGGCCGGUGUACGCCCGUGUGUCAUAUCUCGGCAGCUCAGGGUUUCGCACGGAUGCGUGUCGAAAAUCCUCAACCGGUACCAAGAGACCGGAAGUAUACGGCCCGGCGUGAUUGGCGGUAGCAAGCCUAGGGUGGCCACGCCGGACGUGGAGAGACGCAUCGAGGAGUACAAGAAGGCCAACCCUGCCAUGUUCAGCUGGGAGAUCCGCGACAAGCUCGUAAAGCAGGACGGUAUUUGUGACAAAAACUCGGCCCCGUCUAUCAGUUCCAUCAGCCGACUACUGCGUGGCGGUAGAAGGGACGAGCUGAAAAACCAUUCAAUCGACGGUAUUUUGGGUCCUAGCAGCGCCGACGAUUCUGACACUGAAUCGGAACCUGGUUUCCACUUGAAACGCAAACAGCGCCGGAGCCGAACCACGUUUACUGGCGAGCAACUCGAAGACUUGGAGCGCGCAUUCCACAAGUCCCAGUAUCCAGAUGUGUACACCAGAGAAGAGCUGGCCCAAAAAACCAAACUCACCGAGGCCAGGGUGCAAGUGUGGUUCAGCAAUCGCCGGGCUCGUCUCCGCAAGCAAAUGGGCACUCACCAGCACAUGAACGCCGCUGCAGCGGCAGCGUUUAACCCGGCCGCGGCGGUCGUGAGCCUCUCGGCCGGCUCGUUCCAGUCCUCGUCCGGCAGCCAACACGGAGCUCACGGCCAGUAUGGUGGCCACGACCAUCACUCGACCACCGCUGCGUCAAACUUCAAUUCGCCCCAAGGGACUUCCCACGGCACGUGGCCCACCGCCGCCGCCGCCACUGGAUACUAUCCGGCGACUUCCUGCAACUACGGGCCAGGCGGCAGUGGCGUGAACGGCGGUACGUCCGCCGACGCCAUGUACCACCACCCGCACCACGCGCACCACCAGCACAACAACAAUAACAACAACAACGGUGGCGCUUCGUAUUCGCCUCAGGGAACUGCGGUCGACCAUCAUUCGUUGGGAUGGACAAAGCCCAACAAGGACGUGACAGCCGCCGCUACUUGGAGCCCGGACAAUUACUCGUUCUUUGCCGGCGGCAACACCAUAUACGGGUCUGGUUCCAAUUUGGCUCCGCACUCGGCAAGCGAAGCCAAGUCUGGCUAUCCAUACUUCGGUCAACUGUCCCAAAUGGACGCCAUGUGUGGCAGGGUGCAUUAA
This is a messenger RNA of Macrosiphum euphorbiae (potato aphid), 1326 nucleotides long. The record is from the annotation of a GenBank genome assembly. NCBI's taxonomy places the organism in Eukaryota, Metazoa, Arthropoda, Insecta, Hemiptera, Aphididae.